GUUUUGUUUACUUUUUAAAACAGAACUUGGCACGUUAGACAUUCGUGUGAUAACUUUUACGAAUAAAUUAUGAUAAAUAUUUUAAUUUUCUACUUAAUAUAAAUCUGUGAUAUUGAUUAUUAAAAGACGAUGGAUAUUGGAGUAUUUGAAAUUCCAAAAGAUUUGGAAGUCUUGCCUUUGGGAGAAAAUGGAGAAAUGGAAGUGCUGCCGGUUUCGGGGAAAAACCGAUUGAAUACUUCGAAAUUGCCAUGUGGGCUUCCACCAAUUCUUCCUGAUACCAAUACUAUGCUGAAUUCAUUUUUAGAAAAUCCUGAAAAAUUGCCUAUUUUUCAUUUGGAUGCUGUGCAAAGAUUGGUUCCUAUUAAGCCAAAUGUUUCCUCUCUUUACUCUAUAAAUUUAUGUCCUCUUCAAACAACUUUGAAUGUAAGAAGGGACAUGAUGACUGGAAAGCUGUUAGGUUUCACUGAGGAAGUAAAAGACAUCUUUGAGGGAACCCACAACACAUCAACAUCAUUAUCCAGAGCUCCUGGUCCUCCUGAUGCAGGAGUGAGAGGUAGCACAAGUAGUUUUCCAUUUUGGCCUGGUGGAAUGGACGAACCUUGGGCUGACUUAUUGAAAAAAGAGAGUUUGGAUGCUUCACUUUUUGAAGAAGAUCUUCUUGACACUCCUCCUGGAUUCAAAUGUGGAAUGAAAUUUGAAAGGAAAGCCCAGGAUCAAGUUGAUUACAUUCAUACUCAGCCUCAAAAAAUUAACCUCACAGAAUUAUUGGCCAUGGAUGAUGAUCUUGAUUUGGAAGAUUUGACUGAGCCUGAAGAUAAAAAAGAAGUGGAUCUCGAACAGACCCAACUCAAACAACCAGAUAAAUCAUCUGAUGCUGAAGAUGCCUUUUUGAAAUUGACAUCAUUACCAGUGUUGAAUAUCAGUGAAACUGAGAAAAAGAAGCCUGUUACGAACUACGAAUGGGCGGUUAUUGAUGAUAUAAGUCGAUCAGUUGAAGAUUUUAAUGAAAAAGUUGCUGAAAUGGCCAUGACUUAUGAUUUUACACUUGAUCCUUUUCAACAAAAAGCUGUUCUGCAUUUGGAAAAGAAAGAAAGUGUAUUUGUUGCAGCCCAUACUUCUGCAGGUAAAACAGUAGUUGCUGAAUAUGCGAUUGCCUUAGCAAGAAAACAUGUUGCCAGAGUAAUAUAUACAUCUCCAAUAAAAGCUCUUUCCAAUCAGAAGUAUAGAGAUUUUAAAGAAAAGUUUGAAGAUGUUGGGUUGAUAACUGGGGAUGUGCAGAUAAAUCCUGCUGCUUUUUGUCUGAUUAUGACUACAGAAAUUUUGAGGUCAAUGUUAUAUCAUGGAUCAGAUGUUGUUCGUGAAUUAGAAUGGGUCAUAUUUGAUGAAGUCCAUUACAUAAAUGAUUCUGAACGUGGUGUUGUUUGGGAAGAAGUUUUCAUCAUGUUGCCAGACCAUGUAAAUUUAAUAAUGUUAAGUGCCACUGUCCCAAAUACAGCAGAAUUUGCUGAGUGGUUAGGUGGAAUCAAGAAAAGAAAGAUAUAUGUGAUUAGUACUUUAAAGCGUCCUGUCCCUUUAGUACAUUAUUUAUAUACUGGAAGUGUUGGAAAAUCAGAGAAUGACAUAUUUCCAAUUGUUGAUCCUUCUGGAAAAUUUUUGACUGAUGAGUACAUGAAAGCUUGUAAUUCUAAAAAAGAGAAGGACAAAUCUAAAUCUUCCUCAGGACCCAAAGGUCCAAAGUAUAAUAUUACUUUAGCUCAGGAAAAGAAUGUUUACAUUGGUCUCUUAGGCUAUCUGCAGAAAAAAGAUCUCUUGCCAGCUGUUUGCUUUACUCUAUCAAGAAAAAAAUGCAAUACACAUGCAGAAAUACUGUCAAGUAAAGAUCUAACUACACAAGUAGAAAAAAGGGAAAUAACAAAAUUUUUCAAUGAAUGUAUAUCGAAACUUAAAGCUGAAGAUAGAAAACUUCCUCAGGUGAAAUUAAUGGGUGAACAACUUGCUCGAGGAUUUGGGGUUCAUCAUAGUGGAAUUUUACCUAUCCUUAAAGAAGUGGUAGAAAUGUUGUUUCAGAGGAGCUUAUUAAAAAUUCUCUUUGCCACGGAAACAUUUGCCAUGGGUGUUAACAUGCCAGCUCGAACUGUAGUAUUUGAUUCCAUUCGUAAACAUGAUGGUCUCAAUUUCCGUGAUUUGAAACCAUCUGAAUAUAUCCAAAUGGCUGGUCGUGCAGGAAGACGUGGUAAAGAUACUGUAGGAACGGUGAUAAUUCUAUGCAAAGCUGAUGUUCCCGAUUCCUCAGCAUUACAUAAUAUGAUGCUGGGAAAACCUACCAAGCUAGAAUCUCAAUUCAAAUUGACAUACAGUAUGAUAUUGAAUUUGUUAAAAAUAAAAACGUUUCGGGUGGAAGAUGUCAUUAAACGAUCCUUUGGAGAAUCAGAUAAUCAAAAACAGCAAAAAGUUUAUCGAGAACUCCUGACUGAAGCCACACAGAAACUUGCAAGCUUAAACAAAUUAGAUUGUUCUUUAUGUAAUGUUGACAUGGCUCAGUACAUUAUGUCCUUAAAAGAAGUUAGACUUUUGAAGAAUGAAGUUAUGGAAAAGAAAUGUUCACAAGCGCUAGCUAAUAAAUUGUUGGUUCCAGGAAGAAUUCUUGUAGUGUCGACAAAUGAUCAUCAAAAUGUUUUAUGCACAUUACUAAGUAUAGAUAAAGAAAAUAAAAUGAAAGUUCUUGGUAUUGCUGAAAAAAAUAAGCCAACAGAUUCCAAAAACUCAUCAACAAAAGCAAAUAUUUUGCCUUGGACUAAGAAAUUAUUUUAUCCUAGUGAGAAACAACCUGACAUUCUGAAUGUGACCUUUUCUGACAUUGAAAUAAUAGGAAAUAAAGUCAUGAGGAUAGAUGAUAGUGCCAUACUUAAGGAGUGCAAGAGAUUUCAUGCAAUGAAUUCAAACCCUGGUCAUUCCAUUAGUGCUGCAUUUCAGGAACUGUGUUGUCUUUGUGAAGCAAACUUAAAUGGCUUUCCAUCAGCCAAUGUAAAUUUAAAAGAUAUAAAUUUUGCUCCUAAAGUACAUAAUUUAGACAGGUUAGAAAAAGCUUUGGAAAGCUUUACAUGUGUAAAAUGUCCUGAAUUUUCUAAGCAUUUUGAAGAUCUUUACACUUUUAUGCAAAUGGAAGAAGAUAUUAAAGAAUAUUCUUACAAGUUAUCAGAGCAAAGCCUUUCUCUGCAUCCUGAUUAUGAAUCUCGAAAAGCUGUACUUAAAACAUUAGGAUACAUAGAUGAAAAUGAGAAUGUUCAACUAAAGGGAGCAGUUGCCAGAGAAAUGAGCAAUCAUGAACUUCUUAUCACAGAACUUCUUGUUAAGUCUGUUUUCACAGAAAGUCCACCAGAAGAAGUUGCAGCAUUAUUAUCAUGCAUGGUCUUUCAACAGAAAAAUGAUGAUGCAAAUUUGGAAUUGCCCAGUCAUAUGAUUGAGAAAAUCAAAGAAAUACGAGAAGUGGCUAUGGACAUAUCUUUAGUGCAAUCUCAAAACAAUAUCCUUGAUCCAAACUUUGUUUCCCAGUACAAUUUUUAUUUAGUACCUGUUGUUUAUGAAUGGGCUAAAGGCACAAUAUUUGCAGAAAUCAUGAAAAAGACGGACGUUGAUGAAGGCAUUAUUGUCCGAAGUAUCCAACGAUUAAGCGAAUUGUUAAAGGACGUCCGUAAUGGUGCUAAUCUGGUUGGUGAUACUGCUCUAGCCAAAAAGAUGGAAGAUGCUUCUCACCAAAUAAAAAGAGAUAUCGUUUUUGCUGCGAGCUUAUAUACCCAGUAAUGCUAUUGUACUUAAAAAGUAUAUUUCAAAUAAAAUCUUUAUUAUGUGUUUGCAUUA
This is a messenger RNA of Argiope bruennichi, 3858 nucleotides long. RefSeq names its product SKI2 subunit of superkiller complex protein-like (gene tst). Gene Ontology annotation, molecular function: RNA helicase activity; RNA binding; ATP binding. Gene Ontology annotation, biological process: nuclear-transcribed mRNA catabolic process, 3'-5' exonucleolytic nonsense-mediated decay. Gene Ontology annotation, cellular component: Ski complex. The coding region runs from base 130 to 3801 and encodes 1223 amino acids. NCBI's taxonomy places the organism in Eukaryota, Metazoa, Arthropoda, Arachnida, Araneae, Araneidae. The record is from RefSeq and is a predicted model, not a curated record. The transcript has 24 exons.